AUGUCCUCUCCUCAAGCCGAAGCGAUACGCCGCAAUCCGGCCUUGUUGACGAAGCUCGCUGCGCCGAAUGAACCUGUGCGCGCAUGGGACGGCCUGAGUGGGGCACUCGUGAACGAUCACAUAUACGUUACCAGUCCUAAUUGUACACUCCUUUAUGAACCUCCGCUGGGAGUAAACCGAGAGAUGUGGAUGAGGAACGAUUUCAGGUAUGGUGACGAUGACCCUAUGUCGUGGCCACAACCUUACUGCGGAGCACGCCCGCAUUUGCCAUGCGUUCGACUAUGUGAAAGAGAUGCAUGUGAUCCAGAUCUUCCUCUCUUUACGCUACCAUUAUUCAAAGAUUUCGAGGAGCUGGACCGCUCUUCCCUGAUCCGGGGGCCGGGUUUGUGGGCUGCCAAACCCAGACGCCUCUUUCAAGAGCGCUGCAGGGCCAUUAUGCAACGAUGCAAAGCAACGGUCCGUGCAGACCAGGCUUCCACUGCUGCGGCAGACCGAGCUGACCAACUUAUGGGAUACGCAAGCAUGUUCCUAGAGCGGUUGAGCAGCCUCCCACUUACGUACCACAGGCUAUGUCUAUGCGUGGCGGAAACACAAAGAUUGGUGCUCGAAGUGGAAGCGAUCUGGAAAUUCUUUUCCCACCUUCGCCCAAAGUUCACUGGCCCGGUUCAGAUCAACAUUCACCAAGCAGAUGUGGACAUGGUAGGAUGCUUCACUACCGACAUAGGCAUUGCCCAACAAUUCGUUUGCGCUGGAGUCCCAGUUUGGUUGCUCCGAUCGCUCGACACCCUUCCUCAUACUCGAAUCGAUCGGCAGGGAAUAUUGCACAACACUCGGAGCCGCGUUCACAUGGGCACAUGCCCUCUUCGUCUCCCAUCGGUGUACAUUGGUUCAUCUGAUGAUGAAGAGAAAUACAAGGUGUUUGACCGCUUCAUGCAAUCACACCUAGGAGCACCGAAUGUAUUCCUGUGGACGCCAGGACAACAGCGGUCGGCCCAUACAUUGAAAGCCCCAUUGAGGGUGGGGCGUGGCCCUGUAGAUGCCAUCUAUCAUCCUUACCACCCUGAGCCUGGGCGGUCCAGAAGGGGAAACCUAAAACCUCAGAGCCUCAACAGAUUCGUGCUGAUCGAUCAUGAACUCCUGCCGGAGAUUAGCCCCCCUUGGAAAGAUGGUCUUCUCUCGAUCGAUGCCAGCAAGGACAGAAUCAAUGUUCCCGCUGCACCUUUUGCUUUUCCACGACCAGAUCUGUUUGUUACGAUCACCGAGCCUUCGAAACGGAUGAGUGCGAUAAGUAGUUGGCUGAGGCUUCGCCCGGGCCACCUGGCGAUGCAAGUGCCUUCGUACAGACCAGCGAAACUGAGCCACCAAAUGUGGAGGACCAUUCUCAGCUACGACUGGGUAGGCCGAUCGGCAGAACGUGAUCGGGUGAGGGGAAGAGAUACGAAGCGUCGAGAGCUCGCGCUCAAGUUUCUCGAGGGUUGUCUUGAUGAGUUAUCCAUGACGGAAGAAGUCACCGGGGCAGCGAACUGGUAUGGAAAGCCAACUGCUGACCUCGCUAAGGAGAAUAUGCAUGAGAUCCUGUGGGAGCUUGCGGAACGAGGGUUUCGGCUGGAAUUCCUAUCCUUGGACAAACACUUGAGGGAGAUCGAUCGGGAGACUGAUGUUCGCAAGCACCUGCGUCAUUUGGGCCAUUGUUUCCCUCGGGGGCAGUAUGACCAAUGCUGGAACGUAGAUCUUUCAGAGGCGAACCACGGCCUAGGGGAGACCAGCUGGAUGUGCCGAGCUCCUUAUGUGUGCUCCAUGCGCCGUGUCAUGAGUAAAUGGAAGGCAUGCCCGGAGAGUAUAAGCACUGAAAGGGGAAAGUAUACAGACGAAGCAGUGAGGUCUUUGGAGUUCGAAAUGGCCAAGUUCUACUGCGACAGUUUCUACGUCACUUUUGGCCGUGCACCCACGUUGCCGAGAUGGAUGGAACAUACACCCGCUGUGGUCGGUGAUUUUCCUGAACGUGCUGUGGCACUGACCCAGUCCUCCGGUUAUUACAUGGAUCUCACAGAAUGGGAGUCGCCCUACUGA
Messenger RNA from Desarmillaria tabescens, 2070 nucleotides. RefSeq lists its product as uncharacterized. The coding region runs from base 1 to 2070 and encodes 689 amino acids. The transcript is spliced from 3 exons. The record is from RefSeq and is a predicted model, not a curated record. NCBI's taxonomy places the organism in Eukaryota, Fungi, Basidiomycota, Agaricomycetes, Agaricales, Physalacriaceae.